AUGGGUCACAUGCAAAAGGUUCCAGAUUCAUAUCAAUCAUCUCACAUCACCUACUAUCUACCUCAUCACGGUGUCCUUCGUGAAGAAAGCACAACAAUGAAGCUGAGAGUCGUUUUCAACGGCUUCAGUAAUACUACCUCAGGCAUCUCACUAAAUGACACACUUCACACGAGUCCAAAACUGCAGUCUGACAUCUUUGAUGUCUUACUGUAUGUCAGAAGACACCAAUUCAUCUUUACCACGGACAUCACAAAGAUGUUUCAUCAAAUCAAUGUUCAUCCAGAUGAUUGGGACUAUCAACGGAUCCUCUGGGAAGAUGAUGACAAUCAACCUCAAUCAUAUCAUCUCACCACCGUUAUAUACGGCACGCGUCCAGCACCAUAUCCUGCUGGCCAUGUUCUCAAACAGCUGAUUAUCGAUGAAGGAGAUAAGUAUCCACUAGCUGUCGAACCUUUUGAAAAAGGCAGCUACGUGGAUGAUAUCUGCGGAGGCGCUGAUAACGUCAAUCAUCUCAACAACAUCGCAUCUCAAGUGGAAGCAAUAUGUCUCGCUGGGUGUUUUCCACUAGCCAAGUAG
Microplitis mediator is the source of this 576-nucleotide messenger RNA. RefSeq lists its product as uncharacterized. Lineage: Eukaryota; Metazoa; Arthropoda; Insecta; Hymenoptera; Braconidae. The transcript has a single exon. The coding region runs from base 1 to 576 and encodes 191 amino acids. The record is from RefSeq and is a predicted model, not a curated record.